AUCUACGAUGAUCCACAGGUUAUAUGUUACACCUAGUUAGUUUGUUUCGUUUUCUUCUUCCUCUUUUUUCCUUCCCUACACUGUUAACAACACAGCCGCAGCCGCAGAAAACAACAACAAGCACCGUUCUGGAUUCGGAAGGAGGAAGUGGUUGUUGUGUUUGGUUCGAUGGAGAAGGAAUUGGUGGAAUUGUAUGAGGCCGCGAAGAAGGCGGCGGAUGCGUCCAGUUCUUCCGAUAGCGAACAUGAAGAAACCCGAUGCAUUGAUGCGCUUGAACAGCUCAAGAAAUUUCCCGUCAAUUACAAGAUUCUUGUUAACACCCAGGUGGGCAAACAUCUUAAAGUUCUUACUAAGCAUCCCAAGCCGAAAAUUAAGGCUUUUGCUGUUGAACUAAUUGAGAUAUGGAAAGGCAUAAUUAUCAAGGAAACAAGCAAAAAUAAGAACGGGGGCUCUGAUAAUAAGGUUGAGUCAGCGAAUGGGGACAGAGCUAAAGCUGGGAAAAUGCAGAAGAGUCCCUCGGUGAAGGUUGAGAAAGGUGAAACUGUCAAAGUUGAGAAAAUUGAUAGGAAUGGUACACCAAGGUCAAGCUCAGAAAAUACAAACAAGGCACGAAAUGUGGAUGUCAAAAUUGAGAAAACUGAACGUGCUGCUAGUGUCAAGGUGGAAAAGAUAGCCAAGGAAGAAAAGCCAGUUUCUGUGGUGAAGAAAACACCAUCCAGCUCUGCCGCUCCUCCGAAGCUAACAUCUAUGAUUAAAUCUAAUGACUCUGCGCGGGACAAAAUAAGGGAGCUUCUCAGAGAGGCUUUAUCAAAGGUCUCAGAAGAGGCAGAUGGAGACAUGAUGGAUGAAGUUAACGCGUGUGACCCUAUUCGUGUUGCUGUAAAAGUGGAGUCUGUGUUAUUUGAAAACUGGGGUGCUUCAAAUGGGGCCCAAAAGGUCAAGUACAGGUCCUUAAUGUUUAACCUGAAGGACGCGAAGAACCCAGAUUUUCGAAGAAAAGUUCUACUCGGUGUUAUUGAGCCGGAGCGGCUGGUCAACAUGAGCACGGCAGAAAUGGCCAGUGAACAGAGGAAGCAGGAGAUUGAGAAAAUCCAAGAGAAAGCUUUGUUUGAAUGUGAGCGUGGAGCUCCACCAAAAGCUACAACUGAUCAAUUCAAGUGUGGUCGGUGCGGGCAAAGGAAGUGCACCUAUUACCAAAUGCAGACUCGCAGUGCUGAUGAACCUAUGACAACCUAUGUCACUUGUACUGUCUGCAAUAACCGUUGGAAGUUCUGUUAGUGCAGUGGGAGUAAGUUACUGUCAUUUGUUACUGAUUUAGUGUAUGAAAGUGCGAUGACAUUACAGUUCUGCACUGGUGUAGCGCUAGAGUUACAUUUCUAUUCAGACAGUUAAAUUAACAUUUAGAAAUUGUUUAGGCAACGAUGUACUUUUUAAUUUUUCAGUUUUUAAGUGAUCUCUCUUGUUGCUGUAGUUUA
Molecule: messenger RNA, 1475 nt
Organism: Lotus japonicus
Lineage: Eukaryota; Viridiplantae; Streptophyta; Magnoliopsida; Fabales; Fabaceae
Product: transcription elongation factor TFIIS
Exons: 3
Coding region: 169-1278 (369 amino acids)
Biological process (GO): transcription elongation by RNA polymerase II; DNA-templated transcription
Cellular component (GO): nucleus
Molecular function (GO): zinc ion binding; nucleic acid binding
Source: RefSeq, a predicted model, not a curated record